UCUUUUAAGUUCCUAAUCCGGCAACAAACCUUCUGCUGAGCCCUGAUUCCAGUACCAGCGUACAAGUGACGUAUGAGCAGCCUAUCGGAACUCAGUACCACAAGUAUGAUGGCUUCAGGAUCACAUAUGGUGGUCAAGAACGCUUCGUGGGAAGUAGUGACACGUCGGUGGUAAUCGAUGGUCUACAAGCGGGGAUUUCAUACACCUUUGAAGUUCAGACCUUCAGUGGCGAGUUAGCUGAUCGUAAAUACUCUACUCCUGCAACCGGUGACAUAGUUCUUGUUGAUUUGUUUUUGGAAGCGAAUGCUACUACAUCGUUGUCAGUCGCGUGGGCCCUCCCCAGCAUUGUAGGCAGUGGAUUUCAGAUCCGAUACAGCAUUUUGGGUGCUUCAUCUUUCACCACUUUACCAUUUGGUCCGACUGUAACCACUGCUACACUGGAAAACCUAGAGCCUGGUCAGAUUUACAGGAUCAACCUCUACAUUGUGACAUCUGAGGGAACAGACCUUCUAGCAGGAGCCGAAUUUCAAACAAUUCCUGAUGUUGUGAGUGAUAUCUUGGGGGAAACCAUGGACACCAGUAUAGCUUUAUCAUGGACCCCUCCUCCAGGCAAAGCAGAUUAUUACCUUGUCAUGUACGACCCUCCGUACGGGUCAACUAUUACGCCCUCAGAGGCGUCCAAUCCGGAAUUCUCCAUAGAAGGGCUGGAUCCCGGAAUUGAUUAUGAAGUUAGCAUCAUAUCCGUAGCUGGUUCGGCACGGAGUUCUGCAGCAAGUGAAACUUUCAUGACAGAUCUUGGAGAUACAAGUUUGAUUCGACUGAAGGAAAUCACUGCUACAUCUUUAUCUGUGACCUGGAGUCCCAAUGAGUUUGCUACUGCAUACACAGUCUCCAUUUCCCCAACUGGGGGAAACCCUGCGUUUCCCGUAGCUGCUUCCGAUAGACUAUUUGCUGAGUUUACUGGGUUGUCAGAAGGUACUCUGUAUACAGUCACAUUGGUAGCAACUCCCUCUAGUAGUUCUCCUUUGACAGCUGACUUCAAAACAAAUCCCUCCCCUCCAGGCCCUAUUUCACCAAGCAAUGUUCUUCCACGAAGUGCUACAUUAUCUUGGGGUGCUUCAUCUGGUGCUGACGAAUAUAGUUUCACAGUGUCUUCGGGCGAAAAUGUGAUCGUUAAAAUGCGCACAGCUGAUUUGUCAGUGGAUCUUACGGAAUUGGAGCCAGAAACAUUGUACUCUGUCGUUAUUUUUGCUGAAUCAACCCAACAGGGAUUAACUAGCCAGAGUGGAGAACAAAGUGUUGAUUUUGAGACACUCCCAGCCGUUAUUUCGUUAGGUACAAUCACCACCACCUCUGUGCGUGUCUUAGGAACAUUAGACACACAGAGGAUUGAAUACACUCCUAGUGGUGGCUCAUUUAUUUCUGGGUCUCCAGGAGUCCAAGGUGUGACAUUUCUGGAAGACUUGACUCCAGGGCAGGAAUACACAAUCACCAUCACAGUAAAUUCUGCCAAUGUGGAUCAAGUAACAUUCUUCACAUACCCUGAAGUACCUCAAGGUGUAGGCCUUACAUUAGGUGACCCUGAUACAAGUUCUGUCUUGGUGGAAUACGAUGCUCCUUCCUCCGGAUUAUAUGAUGGUUACCUCAUCACCUACGCAGGGGAAUCGGUAGGAUUCGAUGGGAAUGAACCGUCCCCCAUCACAGCGGAAGCAUCUUCCACUCAGACAACUAUCACUGGCCUUACCCCUGGCACUGUGUAUACAGUGAACGUGGUGUCCACAGUGAAUGAUGGAACUACCAUCAGCUCUCGCACCACCAGAUCUAUUACUACAGAGAGAGGAGCUGAUGCCAGUUUCUAUGUCUUCUCCAAGACAACCAACUCUAUCAUCAUCAAGUUUGCUCAGAUUGGGGGUACCAACACCGCAACCGCGACUGAGCAAAACGGACCCGUAACUAAUGGUGAUGAAACAACUGGACAGUUCACCUUCCUGAAUUUGACACCUGGCACAGUCUAUGAUGUAACCCUUAGAAUAUCUCGUGCUGGUCAAAGUGCUGUCACCACCUCACAGAUGGUGCAAACACUACCAAACACACCGACUUCUGUAGCUGCUGUUUCCUCCGAUGAAUCUCCAGCUAUCACUGUAACUUGGCAACCGGUUGACGGGGGAGUGUCUAGUUACCGACUUCGCCUCAUCCCACCAGCGGGUGGCGCCGAAACGUCCCUUUUGAUAAUUGCAGGCUUGGAUACUAGUUAUGUUUUUGAUAAUGUUCAGCCUUCAACGGAGUAUGAUGUGACUGUGACUGCUGUAGCUAGAGAUGAGGCAUUAGAAGAAGAGAGUUACCCAGCAACUGUACAAGUCACCACUGAUCCAAGAACAUUCACUUUCACCAGUCUAACCACAACUAGUUUUGUAUUGUCUUUUGAGGCUGUGGCUGAUGCACUUAUCUACGAAAUUUAUGAUGGCAUACAUGAUGAUUCUCAACAAUUUCCAACUUUACCAUAUCAGUCACUUACUGACUAUCAACCGGGAUCUCUUCUCCAAGUGACUGUAUUUGCUCUGACUUCUAGUGGGGGAACUUUAUUGGUCGGCUCUCAAGAUGUCUUGCUCAAGCCUGAACAAGUAUCUGACUUCAGUCUGACAGCGACAGUUGACACAUUGACAGUAUCUGGUAUCAAUCCAGGGAAUGGUCUUGUCGACAUCAUUGAAAUAGAGUAUGGUACGGAGGGCAUAGCGUACAUCCUUCCAUCAGUCUCUGAGAAGAAGAUAGAGUUUCUACAACAAUCUACCUCAUACCCGGUCAGGGUAUAUGCUGUGGUCUAUGCUGGAGGAUUGUCACAGAGAAGUGAUGUGAGGGAGAAGUCAACUUUUACACUGACUGGAUUGCGAGCAUCUCCUGUCGUUACUGAGAUUACUGCAAAUACCAUCGCAAUAUCGUGGACAGAGUUCACUCCAUACACCCAUCACAUCUUUAUCCAAGAGAAAGAUACCGAUGUCAUAUUAGAGGAAGCGAGUUACGUUACGGCUGAUCGGACCACCACACACACAUUCAAUGUGCAGCCUGCAACGUUGUAUCAAGUGACAAUAGAGGCGAUUAGAAGUAGUGGUAUCACCUUUGAAACAAAUUCAAAGGAUGUGCGAUCAUUGCCUGAAGCAGUAACAUUUGCCCAGAUGACCUCGGUUGACCUUACAUCGAUUGCCCUAAUAUGGGACAUUCCUGACGAUGCUAGAUCUGAUGGCUUUGAAGUGAGGGUGCUCCCUCCACCCUCGCCUGGGAAUUACCCCAUCAUCGUGAACGAUCAGGUGUAUACUGUCCGAAGCCUUCGACCAGGGACUGUCUAUCAUAUCCAGGUGUUGAGUCUAUCAGGACAAGCUGAUAACUGCCAGACAUUCGGUACUCCUUUUGAAAUCGUCACAACCACAGAAUCUUUGGAUGUCCUUGAGAUUGUAGCCGUGGACAUCUAUGAUACGAGAGCAUCAGUGGAAUUCUCUGCUACCAAUCUUAUGCUUCAAGAUGUAAACGAAUAUGAGAUAGCAGUCACCCCAUCGGCUGGAGGCAUGGCUCAGAUCAUCACAGUUACAAAGGGCAUCUACACUGCAGAUAUCACAGACCUGAUUGGUGGUACAAGUUAUGAUGUGCUACUAUCAGCUGUACUGUUGAACAGCGAGAAAGACAACGAUACAGCAACAACAACAUUUGUAACCUUGCCCAAGGCUCCUGUCAGUGUGACAGAGGUAUCGGCAGGUUUCUUCUCAUUCACCGUAGAGCUUGAGCCUCCAGUUAACAGUAGCUACGAUGGCUUUGUCAUCACAGCUAACGGUGAAUCAAAACAAGUCCUUCGAGCCCAAGCGAAUUACCAGGCUACCUUUGAGAACUUGAUUCCUGGGGAGACUUACAGCGUGGAUGCGUACUCCUUUCUGUUAACACCAGAUUUGACAAGUCAGGCCCUCAUGGAUUUCACCCCAGUUCCUGUAACAACAGCUACACCUGCCCCUGGUGAAGUAACUGUUCAGUCAAUCACCUCAACCUCGAUCACAGUCAGCUGGGGAGCUGUGCCUGCGUCUCAGUAUUCUGUCACUAUCAGCCCGUUAGAAGGACAGCGUACAGAAAAUAUCCUGAGCAGAAAAGUUGACUUCACGCAGCUUACUCCAGGGAGGUUGUAUACUAUCACCCUCAUCUCAUCAUCACUCAUCACUGGGGAAUUAGAAUCAAGUGUGAUGCAACGCACAGCUCCAUCUCCACCAUCAGCACUGGUUGUCGAGACUCUUGAUGCGGAUGAUACAAUAGGCCUUCAGCUUAGCUGGGCGCUACCAACGACAGGAGAAUGGGAUGCCAUUAAAAUUACUUACACUCCAAUGAAUGGAGUAAGUCAGUAUAAGAUGGUUGGUAAAACAGUGACAAGUACCACGCUGGAAGGACUUUACCAGGCCACUGAGUACACCUUGGAUGUGAGGUCUGUGUCAGGACUUGAUGAUCUAGCAGAAGAAAGUGAGCCAGUCUCACAAACGACUUUGACUAGGAGUCUUCCAGCUGAUACUAUGAUAAUCACCAUGAUAAAUGAGACCACAGUGUCUAUCAUCUGGACUAUCUGGGACGGCAUCACCAUAUUUGAUGUACUUGAUCAGUUCACGGUCACAGUUGACAGUCAAAGUUUGGAUGAUUCAAGAGUGACGCUAACAAACCUGGUGCCAGCCUCUUUGUAUAGAGUCUCUGUGACUGACCUCAUGAGACCGAAUGGCCCGGGUGUAAUUAUGAGAGAGUUCAGAACAGCGCCCUCACCACCAUCUAAAAUUGAGGUGACCGAAGAUGAAUCCAAUGAUGUGGAGAUCACUUUCACUUGGACUUCAUCGCCUGGUGCUGAAUUCUAUCGCCUUACUCUUGUACGCCCUGAUGGUAGCGAACUUUCUCAUCCUGAUGGCGAUGUUCCUGCCACCAGUCCACUUGUGGCCACUUUCAAAGGUCUCCAAUCCGGCACGGCAUAUGAACUGAUUGUCAGGUCGGGACUGUACCUGUUUUCACAGUUCCCUGAAAUCUUGAGUCAAGCUGUAACGACUGAACACACCACAGGUGGUAUUUCCAAUACUACGGUUACAGAGGUUGCGAAAACCUCCUCAUCGGUUACGCUUGCUCUCAUCCCUCCAAAUCCGAGUGUAACGUUACUCUUUAUAGUUGUCUACACCGAUUAUGAUACACGAAUCACUUCAGUGUUUCAGGCUUAUAAUGAUGAAUCUCCCCUUCCACCUGUUGUUGAGCAAACGAUUUCAGGCCUCUCGCCUGCUACCACGUACAGGCUGAGGGUCUCUUGGGGAGACGACAAUGAAGAAUACUACUUAACAACAUUGCCAUCAAGUCCUACAAUAUUGAAUGUGUUUCCCAGCUCCGACGGUCGAUCUGUCCUUCUCAACUGGAGUCCCCCGGUACCAUCAGACAACGUCUUUGGAUACAAGAUCCUGUAUUCACCGUCGGAAGAAGAUGAUGGGGAGACCGAGUUGUUUGCUGCCCCCUUGGACACGUCCAGGACAGUACUUAAUCUUGUGCCCGGGGUUCCUUAUACUUUCUCAUUGUCUUCACUGGUUCAGAAUCAGAGCGGUGAUGUCUUCUUGGAGAGCGAACCCCUCGUCCGCACUUUCACAUUAGAUACCGUACCAGGCCAAACCUACGUGCUCUCCAGGACCAACAGCUCCAUUGAGUAUAUCUGGACACAACUCAGCCUUGCCCAGCCAUCUUACUUCAUAUUGACUUUGACUUCAAAUGGUGUACAGGUUGGGAAUGUGGUAAUGGUAUCUGGCUCCUCUCGACCCAGCGCCUGGUUCGAUGGCUUACAGUCUGGGACGGAGUAUGAACUGACUGUAAAUCACUACAGCUUGUUCGUGCUAGGAACUCCUCAAUCACUGAUUGGAACGAACAGUGUUAUCACAACAACAAACCCAAACCGUCCAGGACCUGUCACCAUCAUCACCGUAGAGCAAGUGUCACUUGUCGUCGGUUUGGAACAACCUCCUCUUGCCACCAAUUUUGAUAGCUACGAGGUUUCCUUCAGCCAAGAUGGGAGCAACAUCGAGGUGCCCGCUGGGUCUGCCGGUGUCAAUGACACCAUGUACAGGGUCGAGGGUCUUAACCCAGAUACGUUGUAUACCAUCUAUGUGAGGACUGUAAGUGGGACUGGGCCAUCACGAAGUGUCAGUGAACCAUCCAUGGUUCAAGAAGCCACAUCUACGUUGGAGCUCGGUCAGAUCAUUGUUCAAACUGUGGACACCACUUCAAUCACAUUUGCAUACGGGGUCAACAGCAGUUUGACAGGAGAGGUCACCUUCUUACCCACACGGUCUCCAAGUGAUGGCACCAUACUUCACAUUGCUGCAGAGCGACGUGUCUUCCUCACCGGUCUCAUACCUGGAAAGAGCUACACACUUACUCUUAAUGUUGUUGGAGGUGAUGAUUCUGUGUACACAAAAUCUACAAGGACAGUGCCUUUACAGCCGCCAUUUAUCAACGUGGUGACAAGGUAUGUUGAUGCUACAGUGACUUGGGGCGUUCCCACAGGCAGCAUCGUAAAUGGUUACGAGGUCAGUGUGGACGGUGCUAGGUAUACGGAUGUACCGGGAGACACAAGAACUUUGGUCAUCGAAGGACUGAAGCCUGCUACCAGUUAUGAGGUGCAAGUACGCUCCGUCAGUGAGGAUUUGAAUGCGAGACGCACCAGUAGUCCUUCAACUAGAUCAACUACUACACAGACCGCUUUGAUCUCUACAAUUCAUGAGUCAAUGACAUCGACUACAGUAGAUGCAUACUUUAGGGGCACUCCAGGAGCGACAUACGUUGCCACACUGGAAAAUUCAGAAGGCCCUGUAAUUAAUGAUGAGCUGUUGAACUCUCCUGUGGCUUCUUUUGAUAAUCUCGAUCCCUCUGAAGUACAUACCUUGAAUAUCAAUUCAUUAACUCCUCCAUUUGAAUCUCUUUCAAGGACAUUCAGAACAAAUCCACCAUCGCCUGGUGACAUCACCAUACAGGAAAUUACUUCCACAUCUAUCAGGGUAUCGUGGGAUAGAGCUGCUAAUGAUCUCACCACAGUCACUGGCUAUGUGCUCAGCUACGUCGAUGCAUCAGGAGUUGAGACAGAAACUGUCUUCUCAAAGCCUUGUGACCCGAAUGAAUAUACCUUGACGGGCCUGAACCCAGACUCGUACUAUAAGAUUAUCGUCAAAACUCAACUGAUGGAGGAAGGGGUUUUCCCCGAGCAAGAGGGCGAUGAUGAUAGCUUUAUACAGUUCAAUACAAAACCUGUUCCCGAAGACACAAUAGUGGUUCAGAGGAGAUCUACAACCACACUGAGCAUUGUAUGGAAUGCUGAGGGUCUGAGUGGUCAGCUGAUACGUUACAGACGCGUAGACUCAGAUGAUGCUGAACAGUCUGUGUCAGCAAGCGGGAAUACUGCAACUCUCACGAACUUGCUGCCCGGAACACUCUACUCUUUCCAACUAGGCAUCAGUGGCUUCACUGCUGCAAGUGGAAUAGGAAGAACAGUUCCCAGACAACCAGGGACACUCUCACUGACAGAGACGACAUCAACAGAGCUGUUCAUCGAAUGGCCGCUGGAGACUGGAAAUGCAGAUUUCUACCGCAUAACCGUUUCCCCUCUUAACAUGGCCGACUGCCCUGAGAAGACAGAGCAGACCACUGAUCUACGAUCUGUGACGUUGAACAGACUCUUCCCUCAAACAACAUACUUGGUGACGGUCAGAGCGGUGGCCGGUAUCAGUCAGGAUCAGACCGAGAGCACUGCCCAGUCCAAUACUUUUACAACAGCGGAUGCCCUUGAAGGAGAGGUGUUUUUGAUAAAUCGCACCAGUUAUUCAAUAGAGAUUCUUUUUGAACCCAUCACUGCUCCAUCUUCGACCUUCCGUCACGUCGUGACAAUCACUCCAGCCCCCAAUGAUGGUAUUGGUGACUUACUGGUCCCGGAAAACGACAGGAUUGUGGACAUAGAUAACCUCACACCGGGCCAGACCUAUAGCAUCACUAUCAGAAGGAAUGAAGUUCCAGGCCCAGUUAGGCAGAUAACAACAAUUCCCCGACCUCCUCAGGAAGUGGGCAUUUGGAUAGCCAGGACGACACAGACGUCGCUGACCGCUGUGUGGGAUCGUCCAUUGAAGCCAUCAGCCGACUCCCCUCUCCCAGUGGUAGAUCAGUACGUGAUGGAAGUCACUCUUGGUGGGAAUCCAGCGGGGUCACAGACCGUCGACGGCGAGGUCACCGCAGCUACGGUAGACGGACUGGAGGUCAGCACAGAAUACGAUGUCCAUGUCACCUCUUUAGCUGGUGUAGGUGUGGACAACGUCAGAAGUGACACUGUCACCCUCACUGCUAGUACAGUGACACCCCUCCCCGGUCAAAUCCUUGUCAUCGCAUACACUAUUACCACCAUUGACUUUGUGUGGGGAGAUAGCAGCGACGAGGCAGGAUUCGUCCGCGACGACGUGACCUACUCGCCGCUAACCACAAAUUCUAACUUUGAACUAACUGGAACCAGACGAGGUAGACUGACAAGCCUCACGCCUGGUACCUUGUACAACAUUCGUCUUGAUGUCGUCUCAUCUGCUCCUCAGGACGACACUACUUCCCAGAGAACUGUACCGCUGCCCCCGACCGACCUGGUAGUCCUUAGCAGGACUCCGCUGUCGGUGACAUUCAGUUGGACUCUCGGAAACACUGAACUAGAUAACUUUACAAUCUCCUACAUGCUACGUGACGACAAUGUUGAAGUGACGGUCAAUCCUGGUCUAACUACCUACGAGCUGACCAGUCUGGAGCCUGAUACAGCAUAUAGCUUCAGCAUGGUAACAGUUAGUGGGGAUGAACAGAGUUUAGAGGUCACUACAAAUGGGGCAACAGAUCCACUGGCAUCAAACACCAUCCUUGCUGCUGAAACGACAGACUCGUCAAUUAAAGCAUGGUUUGCCCCCAUCAGUGGCGCAGCCGGUCCGUACGGUGUCGCUGUACCUGGGCGAGCCGAUCUGACCAUUCAAGACAAUGAACCCCUGACCUUUACCCUGACUGGCUUGUCACCUAGCUCUGUUUAUGAUCUUGAGGUUUACAGGUCGGAUCAGGCUUACAGUGACUCUGUCAGGACAAAUCCGCCUAAUCCUGGUGAAGUGACUUCGCUUGAGGGUGGAAGAUUUGCAGUAGAAUUCAGCUUCAGUGCUGGUGUUCCUGCAGAAGCCAUUAACUCUUAUCAGAUUUAUCGUCAGGGUGAUGGAACAUCAAGGGUCCUUGGUAAUCCAUCGUGUUGCAACCGGGUGUUGCUUGCAACGUUGCUUGCCACUGCCCCACUGUCAUUUGAAGACACAGGUCUGAAUCCUAAUACAACCUACAUGUAUGAGAUCAGUUCUCUCCUCAAUGCUGCAGAUGGCUUUCCCCUCCAAAUGAGCAAUCAAGUACAGCUUGUCGACGUCGUCACAGAUGAACUCCCCGCAGGAACCGUGGACGUUCGUGAAACGACGACUACUACCAUCAACCUGGUAUGGCUGACAACUGAUUUGAAUUCCUUGGCUUUCUUCAUCAGCUACAAACCUACACAUGAAACACAACAGACACAGAGAACUCUGUCUGUAUCACCAGAAAUCGUGUAUGCUGAGUACACUCUGGAUUCACUGACUGCUGGGGAGCUCUAUACAAUUAGAAUACAGAAUGGUGACAACGACCUCAACGAUGAGAUCACACAGAGAACUCGGCCGAAUGCUAUCACUCAGUUGACGUCGUCCCUCACUACAUCAACCAACAUCACACUCAACUGGAAUAGCGCCCCCGGGGUUGUGUCGUAUUACGAAGUCGCGUAUGAUCCUCCCGAUGGCAAUUCUCCAAGACGCACUGAUGUACGGGCAGAUGAACCGCGCACCCUUACCCUGUCAGGAUUGUUCCCUGAUUCUCAAUAUACAGUUACCGUGGUAACGUGGUCUGGGACCGGUGAAGAUGCUACAUCAAGCACACCAUUCUCUGUCAUGUUUAAUACAGCUCCUAUCCUACCACUGCAAGUCAUUGUGCGAUUUGUGAACGAGACCGAGGCCCAGUUGACUUGGGGUUUAGUUCUUGGAGAGGAUACGUACAUCAUCACCGUGGAUGAUAGUGGUGCGAACCCCAUCCCUUCUUCAGAAACGGUUCCGGAAGGAGAAACACCGUUGUCUGUGAGGAAGGGGCUAACACCUGGAAGUCUGUAUACUGCAAACGUUCAGACUACAACGGCCACCGGUCCAGAUCAACAAUUCAGGACAUCCCCCUACCCUCCACUGGAUCUCGAUGUCGCCGACAGUACCCCAACAUCCAUCGACGUGGCGUGGGCACCACCAAGGGCUGGAGGAGUCUUCGAUGAGUACAUCUUGUCCUAUAGCAUUGGGGAUAGAAUCAGGACGGAGGUUGGACGAUUUGCACCCGAUGUCACCACUGCAACCAUCAAUAACCUAAACACGGCUACCACCUACAACAUCUACCUCGUUACCGAGGCUAAUGAUGGAGGUUUCCCCCAGAGCAGCAAUGUGAUUACUAGGGAGGGGCUAACAGAAAUCCCAGCUCCUGGAGAGAUCGUCAUCAUCAACCGAACUCCGACCAGCUUUAGAUUCCAGUGGGGUCCAUCCAUUAUGGAAGAGGUGACCUACAUCACCACCUACAGUCCAUCAGAUGGCACCAAGCUUGAUACCCUCAGCAUCAGACAGUCUGAUGUUACUGGUGCUAUCCCAGGACGUCUCUACGAACUCACAGUUUUUGUUCUCCCAGGAGAUCAGCAGGAAACGGGCCUCGUUCGUACCUUGCCUUCAAGUCCAGGUCUCCUCGCUGUUACCACUGUUGACUAUGUGUCAGUGACUUUAACAUGGGUUCCAGGGAGUGGGGAGUAUACCGGCUUCAUCAUCAGCUACAAACCCACAGCGGGCAUUACGUACAUUGAUGUGGCGGAGGUGGACCAAGAUGUGAGGACAUGGAAGGUCGAAGGCCUCUCCCCGGACGUUUCGUAUGACUUCCAGGUCGUUGCGGUGAGUGGAGAACACAACACAACCUACAGUGAACCUACCAGGAGGACAAACACCACCACAUUAUCGAUUGCUGCCGACGCCUUUGUCGUGUUGGACUACAACUCAACUUCAAUUACUGUGGCCUGGAGAGACACAAACACCAAUAUCAUAGUGAACAUUGAACCCCAGGAUGAUGAAGCAAGGAACGUGAAUGUUGGUGACAGGCCCGUUCAUACUUUCACCGGUUUGAACCCAUCUACUACUUACACUAUUACCUCAUUGAGUCAAUCGCAGAACCUAGUGACUCAAGUUAGAACGAACCCAGCAUCGCCAUCAAAUCUGGAGGUUUCCAAGACCUCAACCUCGUUCUCUAUCGAAUGGGUAGCAGCCGAGUCGGAGGUCAGUCAGUACAAGGUUGAUGUGAAGUGCGCAGAUAUGUCCUGUUCUUUCAACGGUGUCAUCUACCCCAAUGAGAGACUGGUCUACGAGCUUGAGGGACUGGUCUAUCUCAAAGAGUAUCUAGUAACCGUGUCGUCUUGCCUGGAUAUGGAUGGCCAAUUUGCAGAGCAGAUGGGUGAUGAACCUUUAGAGAGUAGCAUCGUUACAGAUGACGUGCCUGAUGACGAGAUCGUUGUUCAAGAGACCACGACAGACAGCAUCACCAUCUUCUACGCCACCAGUAACAGGCGCGGAUUCGUUGAAGCCAUCUACCUUGCAGGAACACCAGCUCAAGUAGGAUCCAAUUCUUUCGUCACCGGAGCUGUAGUCAAGAAGACAUUCGAUGGCUUGGUACCCGGAACGCUUUACACGAUACGGAUCACGGAAUUAACUAACACCAUUAUGCAAAGGACUGUCAAUGUCCGCACAAGACCCAUCGCUCCGUCUUCUAUUUUCGGAAGCCCCACAUCCACCGUGAUUCCAGUCGCUUGGCUCGCCUCUCCUGGACCUAUCAGCUUUUACGAAGUAACGUAUUCUCCUCCCGAUGGUACCACUCCGGCCGUUUCUAGAGUAGACGCUAGGGGAACUCUGUCUCUGGACAUUGUUACUCUUCUACCCCAGAAGGUGUACACUGUGUUUGUUAGAGCUGUGGCAGGAGUGGAUAACAUGCCGAGCAUCAGUGAAGCCGUAAACGGAACGUUCGAAACAUUGCCAGCGCAGCCAGGAGAGAUCAUCUUGCGCAGGAUCACAACCGACACCAUCACCUAUACAUUGAGUGAAGUGCCCAGUGUCCUCCAGUAUAUUGUUCAGCUGAACAUAGGCACAGAUUUACAGUCCGCAAAUCCCCACGUACUUCCAAAUGUCGAAGGAGAGUUUGACGAACUCACGCCGGGUCAGUUAUACACGCUUGUUUUAACUGUGCCUGGUACACAAGGAGAUUUGGCCACCAUUCAAGUCAGAACAGACCCAAACCCUCCAGGAAGCGUGUCAGUAGAACUUACAUCGGUGCCCUAUUCUUCCUUGCUCGCGGAGUGGGAAGCACCUCCUGCUGGUUCCCUCAGCGGAUACGAGGUUAGUGUCCGCCCGGCUGAUCAGGUCUUGACCACCAUGUCAGAGGUCGUUGAUAGUUCUACUACAGAGCUACUGCUUGAUAACCUUCUCCCAGAGGUGAAUUACACUGUGGAGGUGCGAACCAUCUCAGCUGGAGAGGGAUUUUCAUCUACGAGUGACCCGACUGAAGCACUGGGCAGAACUGCUCCAUUCCCAGAAGCUAUCUUGCUCGUGACUGGCUAUGACAGCACUACCAUCUCCGUCACCUGGCGCAAGAAAGAAGGUGUCGACUACCUGGCGCAGUUCAUUGAAGUAGGCCAGGAAAUUGGAGAGGACUUCCAAGGCCUGGUCCAGUCGUCAUCAUCGACCACCACCAUCCUGUCGUUCAGGUACACAGACCUGGUUCCAGGAAGAAAUUAUGAGCUCAUCGUCAGAAGCAACGAUCAAAGCGAAGACACAAUCCGUGUUAGUCAGAGAACUUUGCCGUCUCCACCUAUGAACGCUGCUGCAGCACCACUCAGCGCAGAGAGCAUCAGGGUCACAUGGACCGCCGCCACAAAUGAUUUUGAGUUUUACGAAGUCACCUUCUACCCCUCAGCUGACUCGACAGAUUCGACUGCCAUGACCAUACCAAGGGAUCAAUUCAGCGUUGAUAUAGAUAGCUUGUUAGCCGAUACAGAGUAUGUCUUUGAUAUUAGGAGUGUGAGCGGCAGUGGGGAUUCGUUGCAGAAGAGUGCUGCCAUCACAGCAAGUGCAACAACAGAACCAAUCAUCAUGAGACUCUUCUCUGCCGUGGAGAAUGUUUUGCUAAUCGAUUUCACCCCCAUCGUUGGUAUCUUUGAUGAUUACCGCUAUGGAUACCGUGCCCUUCCCUCUGGUACGAUCACCUACGAGCCGCUUGACUCGGGAACGUCUCAGUUCGGCAUCCAGGGAUUGAGGUCAGGUGCUCUGUAUGAGAUAACGCUGGACACACGAAUAGGAUCGAUCUACACCGAAGUUGAUCGGAUCCAGGCUAGAACAAGACCCUCUGCCCCUCGUCUGAUUAGUCCAGUGACGGACUUCGAUGAAAAUUCAUUCACCUUAGAAUGGCUAGCCCCCUCUACAGCUGAAGUUGAUUUUGACGGGUUCCGCGUGAUCUAUACCCCUGCCGAUGGAGCGCUUGAGUCUCCACUGUUACUUGAUAAGACUCGGACAUCACUGUUCCUGACGCGUCUUGAACCAGGGACUGAAUAUAUGGUUACAUUGGUGUCUGUGUCUGGACAAGGAAGCACCCAACAAGUCAGCUUUGAAGAAGAUGUUUCAGUUACAACAGCCGAUGGUGUGCCUGGUGGUGUAAAUAUCAAGGAGCUGACUGAGACGUCCAUUCGUAUCACAUGGAACAGUGCUCUCGGUGCAACCUACAUCCCCACCAUCACACCAGAUGAAGGGACAACCAGGAUCUUGGAUACCGAGGCCGCCAUCUUUGAAGAACUCACCCCUGGCCAGCUCUACACUCUGAUAAUGACACAGAUUGGUGGUUCCUCAGGUCCCCCCACUCAACAGUAUACAUUACCAAAUGCCCCCAUGGAUGUAGCCAUCUCCAGAACUACUGCCUUUGAACUGGACGUAUCCUGGAGUCCUCCGGCGGAAGGGUUCUACAACUCCUUCAGUCUAACCUACUCGCGGGUUGGAACUAGUGAGGUCACUACCAUACCUGUUCCUGCGAGUGAUGCACCCUCUGUGACCUUGCCCGACCUUCUGCCAGAGACGUCCUAUGCUGUAUCGGUUGUCUCGGUCGUAGGAACUAUCAACAGUCAGCCUGCUGAGACAUCAGGAACCACAGGUCGAGCCCCAGAGGGAGUCCCGGUACUUGUAGAACGUACGACUACCACCAUUUCCAUCAGCUGGGGUGCAUCAACGGAUGCAUUGGCUACCGGAUACCAGCUGAGGAUCAGACCGGAAGGAGGCACGUCCAUCCUCUUCAACCUGGGGCAAGCAAUCACCACCUACAACUUUAUGAACUUGGAAUCGGGAACAAACUAUAUCAUCAGUCUGCAGAUUUUUGGGCUGUCAGAAGCACCACAGGAAUUGCCAGUUACGACAUACCCUCAGACCCCAGGUGCCAUUCAGAUCCUUCGCACCACGCAGACCAGUAUCACCUUUGCCUGGGGCAGCGCCGGAGGAAACUUUGAUCGCUACUCUAUCAAUCUGUACCCUGAUGGUUCCCAAACUGCCUUCCUGCAGGAUGUUCCCAGAGGCUCCGACCUUACCGUCUCCAAGAACUAUCUUGCCCCUGGAACGUUGUAUAGGAUAGAGAUCUAUGCUGUCACAGGAACUACACGCAGUGCUCUCCGAGAAACCACUGCUUCUACUGCAAUGGAGCUUUUGGUCUUCAUCACAAUCGAUGCCUUUGGCGUGGCUGUGUCCUGGCCUAAUGCACCAGAUUUUUCCAAUUACUAUCUUGAAUAUGAUCCCUCAAAUGGUGUGCCGCCCUCUCCAGUUCCUACCACCCAGGACAGUGUCUUCCUUAAUAGUCUCACCCCAGGACAGAUCUACAACUUCGCUCUCUCCUCUGGCACUCCUGAUACUGGCACACAAAGUUUAGUCAGGGCAACGUAUGUCUUAGCGCCGCUUGCACCGACUAUAGAGAUCAUGAUCCUCUCUCCAACUACCAUUUUGAUCAAGAUUCUACCAGCCUCUUCAGGGGUCCUGGAUUACUAUCGCGUGGGUGUGACAGCCAGACAGACAGGGUUGGGCGUUGGCCAAAACGGUGUCGCUAGCUUCAAUAUCCCCAGAGAGGCCUGUCCUGAGGUGUUCAUCACAGACCUGGUACCUGGAGGAACGUACGACGUUGAGGUCGUAGCUGUGUCCGGAGAGACGGAUAGUGCUGUUUCAUCCAUGGAUGUCUCCUUAGAAACCAUGGUUGCUGGCCAGUUAUACGUGAAUGAUCGAACCACAACGUCUCUGGAAGUAGUCUGGGGUGCAGUCACCGAUAGAACAUUCACCAACUAUGUGUUGAACCUGUUUCUUGGUAAUACUCGGACCGAUUUCCAAUCACAGGGCAUCAACGAGGAACGUAAGGUGUUAUUUGAGGGCCUGCUGCCAGGCACAGAGUACUCCCUGAAUCUGCUUGUGGAAGGAGAUGCAAUUACACAGUCUACCAUACUUACUGCCACAGCACCUCUGACCCCUGGUAGCCUGUCCUUCCUGACAGUCGAAGGUCAAGAGGUCACUUUAGCAUGGCCUGCUAGGAACUCUCAGGUUGAUUCCUACGAGCUCUGCUGGACUCCUUCCAGCCAGACUCGAAGUCCUACUGCCGAUGCUACCCAGGAGCUCCUGACGUUAGAGCAGUCUGAUGUGGAAUACACCAUCUCCUUGUAUGCCUUGGUGUCGGUGGGUGUAGGGGACGACGUUAAGACUACCAGAAGCGACGCAAUCACCCGCUUCAUCACACUCAGUGAGGCCCUCGAGGGCGAGCUGAACGUGACAGAUUUCGAUUCCAACUCGAUCUCUGUGGAAUGGAGCGAGGUCGUCAGCAUCGAGUUUGAGAACUACCGCCUCCAGGCUACACCAGAGGGCGACGGAUCCCCAAUUUUUGCUGUGAUACCUCCCGAGGAUCCCAGGAUGCAUACCUUUGAGAACCUGAUACCAGGUGUUAGGUACACCGUCAAUAACAUCCUUCAAGGCUCUGAUCCAGUGGUGACUAGGACUGUAUCUCAAAGAACAAGACCGAAUCCAGUUUCUGGACUCACUGUGGUUGAUACGACCUCCCAAUCCGUCACCGUGAACUGGCAACAGGCUACAGGCUCGUUCAACGACUACGUUGUCACCUACACUCUCGCUGAUGAACCCACGACAGUCAUCUAUGCGGAUCGCAUCCCUAGCGAUGGUACCCGAGUGUCAGUCAUAGAUGGGUUGCUCCCCGAUACAUCCUACGUGGUAACUGUCUACACCAGCAGUGGAACAGACGCUGAUGAGACAACAAGUACAGAAGAGUCCGUCCCGGCUACAACCACUGCACUUCCUUCUUGCUCCAUCCAAGUGACCGAAACCACAUACACCGAGAUCACCGUCCAGUGGGGAUCUUGUGCCGUGGUCGUCAAUAGCUACGAGUUGACCAUUGAACCCAACUCUGCCAACGCUCCGCCAGGGAACGUGCCCAUAGGUGGAAACUUUGAGUACACCUUCAACUCCUUGGUUCCUGGUCAGAGGUACAUUGUCGGUAUCAGGGGUACCGGCUCCACAGAACCGUACGCCACAGACUCCGUCUACACAGAUCCCAAUACGCCAGAUAAUCUUGUGGAGGUUGAAGUUUCAACUUCCACCCUGAAGGUUCAAUGGGAUCCUCCAGUCGGUGAAUAUGAAAGAUUUGAAGUAAAUCUGAACGAACAGCUUCAAGGCACUCUGAGGGGUGAUCAGAUCGAAGCUGGAGAGCUACCCUCAUUUACAUUCGAUGCUCUGAGGCCUGGUGAAAGCUACUCUGUAAGCAUCUUUGCUGUCGUUGGAAGCGGAAACCUGGAGAAGCGAAGUCCCCCGCGGCAAAAUCAAUUCACCACUGAUUCGUUGGAUGCUGGUCAGCUAUCGGUCAUUGACUUUGACUCUUUCUCCAUCACCGUGGUUUGGGGAGCAGUGGAAGGCAUCACGUUUGAUGUGUAUAUCAUCCAGUUCCAGCCCCCCACUGGGAACCCAAUAUACAACAGGGUCGAGAGAACUCAGCCGAGAGAAUCGACGGUCACUUCACUCAUACCCGGUCAGCUCCAGACUAUCUCGUUGAUCUUGAUUGAUCAGGUUGAUCCAAUCAGUGUAAUUCAGCAGCGCACAGCUCCUCUUCCACCGAGGGACCUUCAAACUCAGCCCACGGUGGAGGGCUCCACGUAUUCCAUACUCCUGCUCUGGAGCAUGCCGGUACCCUCUGCAAUUGACCAGUAUGAGUUGACCUACAGUCCAGCCGAUGGCUUGAGUGAGUCGUUCAUCGUGCUGGAGGCCAACGACGAGUUCUAUACCUUCCGCGAACUCACACCCUCCACAACGUACGAGUUCAGAAUGAAGACUGUGGCUGGAGAGGGCGAUACACGAACGGAGAGUUCAGAGGUUGAAAUGACUCAACGAACUCUGUCUGCGCCUCUUGGUCAGCUACUUCUGCGAAGUAAGACCACCGUUACUAUCAGUGUUACAUGGGGUGUUGGAAACACUGCUAACACCAUACCUGAGGGUAACUACGUCGUAAGAAUCACUCCAGGCGACAUUGCUGACGUGCUCGUCAACAACGAGGAGAGGAACGUGGACUUUACCCUUCUGAACCCGGCAACACUCUACUCCAUACGACUCAUCGAGCAAGGGAAUGACGUCAGCUCUAUUGAUGUACUAACUGACCCUGUGGCACCAAACAGCAUCAGCUUCGAGUCUAUCGAGUCAACGUCUGCCACCGUCACUUGGAACCGAUUUGUCGGCCAUGACGUGGAUAAUUUCGAGGUUUGGUACCGCCAAACUUCCUCUAUCAAUGACUAUACUCUAGCUGGUGAGGUGGAUGGUGAUACAGAGUCAAUAGCUCUCAGUGGUCUGGAUCCAUCUGCUCUGUAUGAUGUUCAGAUCUUUAGCAAGGUUACAAGUGGUGAACUCACAUCAAAAAGCGAACCAGCUAUGGAUUCCUUCACCACAGGUGCCCUUCAGGAGGGCGUGAUUGAAUUCCGGGAUAAGACUACCACCCUUAUCGAGGUUCUCUUUGGAACAGCUCCUCUCAGCUCUGAGGUCGUUCAGUACAGGGUCACCCUCACAUCAGAGGAAGGAGCUUCUACUUGCCCCCACGCUAUCUUUGGUGCCCCCACACUAUCUCUAGUGCCCCCACGCUAUCGCUGGUGCUCCCACGCUAUCUCUGGUGCCCCCACGCUAUCUUUGGUGCCCCCACGCUAUCUCAGGUGCCCCAAAGCUAUCUCUGGUGCUCCCACGCUAUCUUUGUCCUUCAAUGUUGCCCCGACUUCAGAGCCCUUCUCUGUUGUGACGUUCGAUGGAUUAACACCAGGCAGGCUGUACACUGUAAGCCUUCAGGCUUUUGGAAUUACGAGCACUUAUCCAACUAAAGAUGUCAGAACAUUUCCUGCUCCUGUUCGUGGACUUUUCCCCAUUGAGAUUGGAACCACCUAUGUAUUAUUCACAUGGGGACUUCCUAUUGGAGACUAUGACAGCUAUGAGCUGUCCUACUUGAAGGGUACCGCCAGAGAGGAGGAAAUCAUCUCGGCUUCAGAGACCAAUGUCAGGAUAGAGUUCCUUGACCCGAACACAAUGUACACGUUCAACAUGGUAACAUUGUCUGCUGCCCUCAGGAGUGAGGCCAGUGACCAGUUAUUUACUACAACUUCCUUGGCAGUGAACGAAAUAGCUGUACGUGAUGUAUCUACUACAGAGAUUGAGAUUGUGUGGGGCCCUGAAGAGGGAGUGGAUUUCUGGACCCUAACAACCGUUCCUGCUGUUAGCUCAAACAUUCUCUACGCUCAAUCACCGACGUAUAGAUUUUCCGGUUUGACACCAGGCCAGGAGUAUGUUAUCACAGUCAAUAUCAAUUCAACAAGUCAAAGGACACUCCCUGAGAUGCCACAGAAUCUAGAGUCUGUUGGGAUGCAGUUGUUCUUAGAGCUGCAGUGGAGUCCACCCAUAGGCGUGUAUGAUGGAUACCGUAUUACAUACACGCUAGAUGGUACAAGGACUGUAAUACCUGACCUUCCUAGUCAACCACCCAGAUAUACUCUCAGGGACCUUGAUCCUGGUACAGACUACAUUGUGAGUGUCCAGGCCUUGUCUGGAGGCUUGGAGAGUGAACCAGUUACCAGGACACUAACCACAGGAGUCUUUGACCAAUUGGAGUUGAGUGUCACAACGGUCUCAAAUACCUCCAUCGCUCUAGUUUGGGGAAUCUACGAGGAUCGCGACAACCUGCCUGAGUUGACAAAUUAUGAACUUAGCAUCACGCCUCCAGAUGCAAUAUCUCUGAUUCGAGGAUUAGAUGUGUUUAGAGCUACAUUCGAAAGAUUGAUACCGGGACAGGAGUAUUCAAUUCAACUCAAACUGACCACUUUAGAUGAACCUGUGUCUACGGUCGUACAGAGGACAAACCCAGAUCCACCGGCAUUCCUCCGUUCAACAAGGAGCAAUUUCACCGAAAUUGAUCUUGCCUUUGAGGCUCCCCUUAGUCGCUUUGACUUCUUCACUCUCACCUACGAAAAGUCAGAUGGAAGUGACCUGUCACCCAACAUGAGGACCAUAGCAGGUAAUGAAGACUCGGUUACCGUUGAAGAGUUACAGCCUGGCACAUCGUAUGAUUUCAGUCUGACGGCUAAAAGCGGAACGCCAACAGAGUUCACGGCCAGCCAGGCAGUAGAGGACACUUUCACUACUAGAGCUGUCCCAGCCUUGACGGUUGUAGCGGCUGCCAUCACCUGUGACACUAUCCAGAUAUUUUGGGCACCUGACCCGGACGACAUGCUGUACCGCAUAGGAAUCCAGCCCGGCCCAGCCAAUGAUGACUUCAGGCGAACUACGGAGUACAUCUUCUCAGGACUUAACCCGGCCACUGCUUACUCCAUUUCAGUCACUGUUGUAGCUUUUGAGUCUAAUUCUCAGUCUGAGUAUUUGCCCCUCAUUCAGCAGACCCGUCCAAGCGGUGCUGGCACUAUUACUGUCGUCGACAAGACAACUACGACGAUUGAUGUCAACUGGCUACCAGCCCAAGGGAACUUUGACAGUUAUCGUGUCUAUGUCACAUCUGAAAACGGCCUGCCAAAGGCAUAUCCACCAAUCUCCGCCACUGAGGAAAGACGUCUUUCUAUCACUGAGCUGGAUGCUAAUGUCCUCUACACUGUCAGUAUAGAGACGAUCAGUUUCUUUGGAACUCAAGAAUUGACCAGCUGCGAGACCUCAACACUAGAUGUCAGAACAGAUGCUCUGGACGCGAACGAGAUCGCAGUUACUGCCUUCACAUCCACCUCAAUCACAGUCAUCUUUGGUAAGAGGGAAGACGCUACUGGCUACAGCAUCACCCUGAGAAACCUCGAUGGCAACGCUCCCAGGGAUAUAACAGUCAAUUUGCUACCAUCGGAGAGCUCUCGAGUGACCUUUGACACGCUGAAUCCCGGAGUGAAUUAUGAGAUCACUCUCGAUUCACAAGAAGACACGACUAUAGAGCAGAGGACUAAGCCUGUAGCUCCUGCCACCGUUCUGACGCAAAACCCCACUGUUACCUCGUUCGAUGUGAUCUGGACCCAACCGCAAGGAGUCUACCAUAACUUCCUUCUCGUCAUCACCAACCCCGAUGGCACCAAGAGACCAGAGAUCGCCCUGGGACCCUUGGACGCCGUCCGAGAAGUUACGGAACUUCUUCCAGGAAACCAGUACGACAUCCAGGUCUAUGCCACGGUGGGGACUGGGGAAGACUUGAUCCGCAGUGAACCGGCUAGUGCUCAAGGAAUAACUAAUUCUCUUGGAGCUCUAGAGGUGAUCUACAUAGACAGAACCACGGAUAGUCUUGAGGUGGCCUGGGGAGCUAGUCCUAGACCUAACCCAGGGGUCUACCGGGUAUCUUUCAAUACUGAAGGACUAACCGAUACCACUCCCCUCAUCACUCAGGAUCGAAACAUCAGAGGAACAUCUUUGGUAGCCGGUCAGCUUUACAAUGUUUUUGUAGUGGCAGAAAACUACCAGCAAGAUAGUGGAAUUUUAAAUGUCAGGACAAUUCCUUUCGUAGUCAGAAAUCUAGCUUUGACUGGGGAACCAACCGCUAUAUCAUUCAGCAUUUCUUGGAACCAACCAGCGAGUGGGAUGUAUGAUGGCUAUGCCGUGUAUAUCGCAGGACAAGACAAUGUAGAAAGACUAACAUCUAGACUAGACGAUCCAGAUACGACAGAACUUCUUAUUGAGGACUUGGACCCAAAUCAGGAAUACACCGUGUCUGUCUACGCUGUUGCCGGUUUCGGGCAGGAUUCAGAGGUCCGUAGCGAAGUCACUGAAGCUACUGUUUCAACAGUAUCUCUUGACGCUCUGGAUUUGGAGACCUAUUCUGUGACUGAGACGACAAUCGGUGUAGCAUUUGGACCAGCACUUGUAGCCCCUUCAGGCUAUACCUUAUCUUUGACAAGUGAUGGUAUUACUAUAGGACUCAUCAUUAUUCCUGUUGCCGGUUCUACAAAGUUUGUCUUUACUGGUCUAACAUCCGGGACUCUGUAUCGAGCCCAGGUACAGGUCACAGGUUCUUCCGUUACAUCGGAUCCUUUGGAUAUCCGAACCAUUCCUCGACAACCAUCCAGCUUCAUGGAUACUCUGGUCACAGCCGAUGAAAUCUCUCUCUCCUGGCUUCGUCCUCCAUCAGGCAACUUUGAUAGCUAUGAACUCUCCUACACUCCAGAGAAUGGUGCUAAGGUCACCUUGCCUGACGUAGCAACCGAUGAGACCAGUUUGGUCCUGGAGAACCUUGCUACAGCCACCGAGUACGUCAUUCUACUUCGUACCCAGGCUGGCGAAGACACCUUCAGUGAGCCUCUGGAGUUGACUGUUACUACAAGGUCUGCUCUCCUAGCCCUGCAAGCUUUACCCGAUCCCACGUCCGAUGUCUCCCUAGACUGGGACCGAGAAGCGGGAUCUAUUCAGAGGUACAUGUUGAUCUAUGACCCAAACAACGGUGACCCAAUCUCUCCCAUCGAGACCGGUAUACCUGGCCCUGUCGCCAUUUCAGGACUGAUGCCUGGUUCUCAAUACACAUUCCGUCUCUUCUCGGUCCUUACCAACAAUGUCCAGUUCCUGUCUAGCAGUGUCUCCCAUGUCACAACCCCUCAGCCUCCAGGCAAUGUAGCAGUAACGGAGGAGAUGACUUCCACCAUUACACUGAGCUGGUCUGCACCUAGCCAGGAGCAGUUCUUUGGAUACAUCUUGGAGUACGAAGGGACCGGUUUUUCGACGGAGCUUGGUCGCACCCCUGCUACCAGUGUCUUACCCCGUCAUCAGGAAUCUGUAACCCUUAAGGGACUGACUCCAGGCACUUCCUACAGUAUUAAAAUCUCUGCGUUUGUGGAGUAUGAUGACGUGACGACUCGCAGUAAUAUUGUGACAAAAAUUGGUACCACAGUGAGUACAUCUAGUCUGAACAUCGUAGCCAAGUUUGUGAAUCAGACUUCGUUUACCAUUGAAUGGCAGCCGGCUGUUGGAGCCUCAAGCUACGUCACACGGGUGUCUGAAGUGACAUCAGGUGUGGAGAUAUCAUCAGGAACCAUCCUCAAUGGAGACUAUGAGAGAACUGAGCAUCGCUUGGUACCAGGAAGGAAUUAUCAGAUCGAGGUCUCUGCAACGGGAACUGGGCAAAGUGAUACAGUUGAACAAAGAACAUUACCAAGUGCAGUGAGUGAUGUUGAUGUCGUGCCAGAGGCAGCAGCGUUGACUUUGUCCUGGGAUCCUGUGUUCGGAGAUGUGGAUGGCUACCAUGCUUCCUACCAACUCAAGGAGAAUCCUUAUCAAAUAUCUGAUCUGUUCUAUGUCAGUGAUCCGUCAAAUCCAACGAUACGACUGACAGGGCUGAGUCCUCUCUCAGAGUACAUCAUUACAUUGACAUCAUUUUCUGGUUCUGGUAGUGAUCAAGAGAUAAGCUCUUCUACUGUUGAAGCCUCUACAGUGAAUUACAGCCCAGCUGAGAUUGUGAUCGAAACCGUAACAAGCACAAGUAUUGCUUUAUCUUGGGGUGCUUCUACAAGUCCGACAGCGUCCAGUUACGUGAUCGAGGCGUCAGAUGCAGGGAACGUGGUGCAUAGCACCAGCAGAGCAUUAUCCCAGUCCAGGUUUAUCAUCAUCUCUAACCUGACACCCGGCACACUCUAUACCAUCAGGAUUACAGUGACUGGAAGUAGUGAGCGGGAUACAGAGAUUGCACUUACAGUGCCUACUGCACCCAGGAGUCUGUCUACGGACUCUAUUUCUCAGUCCAUCGUCACCGUGUCCUGGUCUCAGGGUCUAGGCAACGUGGAUGAGUAUGACAUCUACCUGAGGCAAGCAGGAGAAUCAGAGACACCUGCGCAAAUUGUACCGCCCUCUCAGCUCACUGAAACAUUUGAAAACCUUGAGCCUGAUACCUACUAUUCUAUGAGAAUUGUUUCUGUUGUUAGGGCUCAGAACUUGGAACAGAGGAGCAUACCUGCAGUAACUAAUUUCACCACCCAACCUAGGAUCAUCAACGUGGUGGAAACUGGAAGAAAUCUAAGACUGUCCUGGGCCAAUGAUUUUGGAAAUGACAUCCUGAAAUACCAACUUAUCUACAUCGAAGAUAAAGAGGGAGCAACCUCUAAUUCUGAGUUUGUUGAUCCUAGUGAUGCGCCUUUGGUUACUCUUAUGAACCUGAUGCCCGGCCAAACGUACACGUUGAUUUUGACGGCUGUCGACACCUUAGGAAACCGUGCUCAGAUUGCAUCUACCACUUACACUCUAAAACCUUUACGACCUACGUUCACUGUUAACCCUCACUCUCCAUCCGCUGUCAGCCUUCUUGGAAACCUGCUCGGUGGCAUCCUGAAGUUCUUUCGUAUCAGGGUUACACCUCAAGUUACUGGAGCAGGAGCAGGCACGCCUAUCAACUUUGAUGUCUUGAUCCCGGUAGAAGCGUGCCCUGAAAUAGAGCUCACCGGUCUCAUACCUGACACAGCCUAUGAGGUCACUCUCCAAGCAGAGUCCGGUGUUGCCUCUAGCGAUCCUCAAAUUAUUACCUUCCAUACACCUCCUUCAGACCCAGGUCAGCUGACAUUUGGAGAGGUAACCCCAUCAGGGUUCACAGUCUACUGGUCACCUUUCGAUGGACGUACAUCCUAUGAACUCUCCAUCAACAAUCAAGCAGGGCGCGUAGUCCCUGCAUCGGGUGAUGCUGUUCAGUCUUAUGCAGUAGAUGGCCUGAGCUCAGGAACCUCGUAUACGGUCCGCCUGGUCGAUGGAGGGACUGGCACGAUCAGGACCCGUCCUCUUGCGCCAGGGACCCCCAUAGCAACUCAGGUAUUGGACACCAGUAUUCAGCUUCAAUGGGCUCAAUCAUCAGACGGUAACGUUGCCGGAUAUGAGAUAUGUUAUUCCCCUGAUGACGGAUCCAGCCCUGUUUACAUCGCAGGUAGGACCACCACUCAGUACACCCUCGAAGGAUUAAACUCUGACACAACAUACAUCAUCAGCAUCUCUGCCCUCACAGGAAAUCCACAGGUCAAGAGUCAGAAGCAAACAAUCUUUGUCACAACAAUUGCUGACACCACCAUACCUGUGGCCAGUAACUUUGCAGUGACCAACACUCGGGCUGCAGACCAUGUCAUCAUCCUGGAAUGGGAUGUUCCUGAGAGAGCAUCCUACGAUUACUUUGAGGUAUCUUACACCCCAGACGUCGGCUACCCAUCUUCACCGGUCAGGCUGCCCAAGGCUGCUACCAGUCUCAGCAUUAUGAAUGCCUUGGCAGACAAGGUGUAUCAAUUCAGUUUGGUCAGCAUUAGAGGAGAUGAGAGGACUGACACACCUCUUACUACCACAGGUCAGAUAGCUGUUAAUAACCUGAUUGUUGUGAUCGGGGAGAGAACCACCACAUCUCUGGAGAUCUUAUGGGGUGCAUCGGCAUCGGGGUCUGUUGAUGAGUACCAGGUCUCUUACGUUGGAUCAACUCCCAUCGUGGUUGAUGGGUCCAGUGAUAGGAGGGUGGUCAUCCCUGGACUUUCACCUGGAACAGAGUACACAGUGACUGUGCAGGCCAUAAACGCUGGAGCAGCUGUUGGAGAUAGCAUGGAAACAGCAUCUACGUUGCAUGAAAUGAACGGGCUUUCCGCUAUGGUGACUGACCAAGCAUCAUCAAUGAUUCAUCUGACCAUAACUCCACCUUUCGAAGACCCCAUGAGAUACGAUGGGUACAAUGUACGAGUUCGUCUAGGUGGCGUCUCCAGUCCUGUCGUACAGCCGGUUAUCCCAGUCGCUAAAUCAGCUUGCCCAGAAAUUUGGAUCAAGAAACUUGAAGCAGCCACCAUGUAUGAAAUCGACAUUGAGUGGUACAGUGGCCUGGAUAUCAGUGAAGCAUUCAGAGUUCAAACCAGCACAGUUGCUGCUGCACCGCUGGACAUCACUUUAGAUGAGCUGGAAACAGACUCCAUGAAGGUAUCUUGGCAGGAAGGUACAGGCUCCUUCUCAAAUUACCUUGUCACCUACAGCCCUGUUGGGUCAACGCAGACGCCAAUGCUGGUAGCAAAAGGAGAGCCAAGGGUCCUGGAUCUAAGUGGUCUAGUACCUGGUACUGCCUAUACCAUCAUGGUCCAACAGCAGGGACAAACUCCGGCCCAGGAAACACAUGUCCAGCUUACGCUGCCUGAAACCAUCAACAGUCUGAGUGCUACUCCCAGUAAGAACGCAUUAGAUGCCACAUGGAAUGCACCCUCUACAGGCAACUAUGAUGGAUAUAGAGUGUGUCAUUACCCGCGUGGUACUCAGAAUUCUCCGUUUACCUCAGGCACCACACCAUCUAUAAAUCUCCCUGGACUCAACAGCCUGACCUACUAUCUUGUAACAGUCUCAAGCAGUGAAGAAUCAACUUACAGUGAACCAACCACCAUCACACAGCAGACACUGAUCGGUGAUCCAGGAGAUAUCAACAUUGCCCUGGAAGAUGUUGACACAAACUCAGUCAGAAUCACUUGGGUUGCAAUUAAUAGCAUAACGAGGUACACUGUAGGAGGCGGGACCGGAGCAUCACAAACUGUGACAGUCAACUCACCUGAGGAAGCUGAAUACACCUUCACCAAUCUGGUGCCAGGCACUAGCUACACCUUCUUUGUGACACCUCUGGGAACUCAAAGGAGAGAAAGAGAACAAUAUACAAGGCCUGACAUGCCAAGAAAUCUGCUCUUCAAUACAAUUACUACGAAUUCCAUCAGUAUCGGCUGGGAGAAGCCUCUUACAGGUGGUGUGGACAGCUAUAGAGUAACGUACUCCCCAUCCUCCGAUGGUAGCCCUGCAUCUCCCCAUACCAUAACGGAUAAUGGACAAAUCACCCAGACUCUCACGGUCACAAAUCUCCUCCCAGGGACUACAUAUACAUUUAAUGUGUAUGCUCUUGUAGCGGAGCUUGUCAGCGAACCAGUAACGAGAGGGAGCGGAACCACCAUCGGGAUGGACAUUGGUGCUGAUUACACCAGUACUCAGUUCACUGUCCUCUGGGACGUACCCACGGCCGGCGUCUUCAACCAAUUCCAAGUCACCUAUGAUCCUUAUGACCCUACUAAUGCUCAGGAGUCUCCCCGCAUCAUCUCGCUGAGCUCAUUGAACGGAGUACAGGUAGGAUCUCUCCUCAUCUAUGGCCUUGAGCCUGGACAGCUGUACAACGUAUACGUGCAGACGAUGCUGAACGGCUUGCAGACCGAUGACGGCUUUGGGAGAAUAUCAUUCAGAACCCCUCCACUACCAGUGACGGAUGUCGUCAUAACCCAGCGCACACCCUACUCCCUGUCGCUAGACUGGAGCGAUGUCAUAUCGGCCGACAUCCAGUACAGAAUAACAUACACACCGCUGGAAGGAGCGCUUUUUCCAAACAACGAGGAUUCUGCACAAGUACUGUCAUCUAAUCAGGUCUCUGAAUCUCAAAUUUCUGCUAGAAGCUUGGCUCCUGGUAAAGAGUAUGCAUUCACCAUAUACCCUGUGAGUGGGGAUCCUAGCAGCUUUGAACAGGUCGGUCCGCCGCAGACAGUGGUUACAUACACACAACCACUGAGUCCACAGAACCUGGUUGUUGGUGAUGUUGGUGUUGAGGAGGUUUCACUGUCAUGGAAUCUACCGGCUGAAGUCAACUUCCCAAUAGCUUACUACGAGAUAGACUUGGUACCCAACGAGCCUACGUUCCCAAUACGUAUAAACGGCACUCGAGACAAAUGGGAAAUACAUGACGGCCUUGUCUCUGGCGGAGAAUACCAAGCUGUGAUGAGGUCUGUUAUUAAUGAUGUCAAUGGCCAGGUUAUAUACAGUGAACCUGUACAAUCAGCUUUCUUCCUCCUAGAGCCGAAGCAGCCGCAACGCUUGAGCACACCAUACGUCACUACUACAGAACUCAGAGUGGAAUGGACCCUAGACAAUUCUAACUCCACUACUUUCCAGGUGUCAUUUAGCAAGGAUUCAGCAACCAUCUUGACCACAGACACGGAAGAGCUGUCACUUCUGUUGACCAAUUUGACCGUUGCUACAGUGUAUGACAUCAGUAUUAGGACCGUAGUCGAGGGACCACAGACUAAUAUGAUCAAGACCAGUGCAGCAGCACUCGUAAUGGCUGUCACUACUAAAUCUAAGCCGCCGCAGAACUUGAUGCAAGAUGAAGUAACGAGUGAUUCCAUCACAGUCUCCUGGGGCGCACCGCUCAAUGUCGUCAAUAUGUAUCAUAUCAUCGUCAAAGAUGAGUUCGGAGCAGAUGUAGCCGAUGCCACUGUACCAUCGAGUGAAACCACCUAUACAAUAGAGAACCUGAACCCGUAUACCAAGUACAUCAUCACAGUUGCUGCACGGUUUAAUGGUCUGGAUAGUGAUGCCAUCGAGAUUGAACAGACGACAUUCCAAGGAAAACCGUCUGUAGUGAGAGACCCAGUAGUCGCCAUCAACUCACCCAACUCUGUCUUCCUUACCUGGACUCCUCCUGACUCACCUAAUGGUAUUCUGACAGGCUUCGUUGUGGACAUCACCGGGGAAGACCUCACCAGUAGGAAGAGGAGAGAGGCUGGUUUUACACGUACCGAGACCUACGGAGUAACAGUGUUGUCAGCCACGAUUGAGAACCUUCCCACCGGAUGCUCGUACACCUUCAGUAUCAAAGCUGCUAACAGUGCUGAUCAGAGCGAUGCUGUGAUUGCUGGUCCUCUCGACCUACCACAUUCUGCACCUCCAACUCCUCCUGCGGACAGGGUGGUACGUCUUGUUUCUCAUACAGGUACUACCAUGAGUGUAUCCUUCGACAGUAGCAUAUUCAGUGAUGUAUACGGUCCUGUGACUAGAUAUGCCCUCCUGGUAGCACAAAGCAGUCCGGACACUAUUCCUUCGACGCCCAGUGACCCCGCCAUCAACUGGCAAGUUGGCUCAGGCCAGCCGUAUCAAACCACGCUCCUUACUUACGCUCCUUUCACAAACGGAAAUACGAGGGCGUUCUAUACCGUAGGUGCUAACAACAGCUGCACGCAGGAUUCAGUGGGAUACUGUAACGGACCUGUCAUCCCUCUCACUGAUUACAGGUUUGCUCUACGUGCCUACGGGUCUGAUGGGAAGUUCACUGACAGUGCUUGGUCACCACUCUACAACUCAGGAAUUAACACCACUUGGUACGCUGCUGCUGUGGUUUCCAUCAUCAUCAUCACUCUCGUUCUCUUACUCGUCAUGCUUCUCAUCUCCCGUCAAUGCUGUGGUGAGGCAAGGAGCAGCGCCCUGUAUGAGAGAGGUAACGGUCAGCAUCUGCCCUUGGUGAAUGCGGCCUACCCCUCGGCCCACAACCAGGACUCGAUGCACAAAACUCCGCUACCGGAGGAUGCUUUCAUUAGGAUGGGCCCAAUACCGGUCAGAGAGAAUGCCUAUGUCAGCAUGAGGGAUGACCGUCCAAAGGCCCCACUCCCUGCCACUCUGCCUCGAUCUGCUCCUCCAUUAACCAACCCUGUCCAGAUGAGGAAGUUCCCUGACCAUGUCAAUCGCAUGAGUGCUGGCAACAAUACUGGAUUUGUGGAAGAGUACAAUUCUCUAUCAAAUGUGGGCAGAGACAAGAGCACCGAUGCUUCAAGGCUUGCUGUCAAUGCAACCAAGAACAGAUACAGGAACAUCCUACCAUUUGAUGAGACUGCCGUUCAUCUACAAGAUUUGGAGGAAGGACAGACCAGUGACUACAUCAAUGCAAACUACAUCCAGGGCUUGCACUCUAUGAAGGAAUACAUUGCUUCCCAGGGCCCCGUACCAGACUCUGUCAACGAUUUCUGGGAGAUGGUGUUUGAGAAUAAGAGCACAACCAUCGCAAUGAUCACUGGGCUUGUUGAAGGAGGAAAGACCAAGUGUGAGCACUACUGGCCAGAUGACGAUACCCCAGUGAACUACGGCAGUGUGACGGUCACCAUGACCCAUACACAGGAGAUGGAACAAUGGACCGUCAGGUCAUUCCUGCUAGAGAAGGGCAUGCAACAGUUUGAGACGCGUCAGUAUGCCUUCAAGGGCUGGGUCGAUCAUGAUGUACCCAACAAUGCUCGUCCUAUGAUUGAAUUCAUCCGGACCAUAGACGUCGCCCAUGAUGCUAAUCUAGGACCCAUCACCGUGCACUGCAGUGCUGGUAUUGGUCGAACCGGUGUGUUCAUUGCCCUUCACAAGCUGAUCAAACAGGUUGAGACUUCCAAGCCCAAUGACUACAUCGAUGUGUGCGGCACUGUGGCACGCAUGAGGGAGCAACGUUUCAACAUGGUCCAGACAGUCAAACAAUACAUGUUCAUCCACCAGUGUCUGCUACUUCUUAUGAGAUAGAUGUAUCCUGCCUGACAAGAGCAGGGAAAUUAAUACGGAUCAUCUGACCCGACUACUCUUCCUCAUCCAUCCAAUACUUCUAAAAUGAUAGACAUAUGACAUGGAUAAUAAUCCAGCGUUUGUUUUUGUUUUUAAAUUCUAUCUAUAAUAUAUCGUCUCAUUUUACUUUUUAUAUGAAAUGGAUUAAUUUGUUCAUCAAAAUUGUUAAGAUUAAUGAUGUCAUUAUUUUGGAAUGGAUGAUUGGAUUACCAAACAAUUAUAUGAAACAUUAUCUUGGUUUUACGAUUUGUUUAUCUUAUACUUUAAUCGUUGUUUCACUCCCAUCUGUUUUAAUGUAUACUACAUGCUGUACAUGUAAUUGAAUAUUCAAGAAAUAUAAAACCACAGUUUUGCAUUCCAAUCUCUUUAUACUGUAAAACAAUGAAAUGAGUUGUCUUUCGUGUAUCUGAAAUAAGAAAUGAAUAACUACAUAUUACUAUUAUUAUAUCAUGUGAUUUAUAUACAAUUUAUUUUUAUUUUUAUAUGGAUAAAAUCUGAAUGUAUUCCUGUAUUCUAUUCGUAGAUUAACUUGGUGAUGGAUAUAUAAAUGUAUUUAUGCAGAGAAACAAAGACCUAUGUUUUAAGGAGAGAAAUUUAAUCUUUAUUGAAAUGUUAUCAACAUCAUAUGUACUUGUUAUCCUCGUUACGGAAAGUGAUAAAUCUUUAUUUUUUUAAGAAGAAAUUAAAUAAUAAAUCAAAAUGUCUUAUUACAAGGCUUCGUUUUGAUUUUCUGUAAUGGUAUGUCAAAUUGUGUUUUUAAAAAAUCUGAUAUUAUUUUAUUUUUGAAAAUGUCUCACUGUAGUCUUUCAUUGGGAAAUUGUUUUGCUCUUUUAAUUAUUCUCUCUAACUUCUAUUCCUAUAUUUCUAUCUCUAAUAAUUUAAAGCAUCUAUUAUCUUUUUAAUUGUUAUCUUUGUAGCUUUAGGAAACAUCAGUCGCUGUGACUAAUGUGAAAAUAUAGUAAAUGACCCAUAACCCAGUACUAGGAAAGGUAUACGUAGAUAGAUAUAGAAGUACAAGCAAAAUAUGAUAUUUGCCUUGUGCUCAGGUUAUUAUUUGUAGAUUUUCUCAUAUUUUAAAAUUGUUUUGCUGGAAAAUUUGUGAUGUAUACACAGAACCACUUUCUAUAUGUUUAAAAUAUUAAUCAUGAUUAUGUAAUAUCUCUUGCUUCGAUAGGGUUAAGGGAUUUUAUUUUAAAUUAGAGAAUUAUUUGUUGGUGACAAUAUAAAGAUGAAAUGUACACCUUCCAAGUCAAGUACCAAAGCUUAGAAUCUAUUUUUAAUCAUGUCUAUAUUGAAACUAUAUUUUGCUCUUUAUCGACAGUGCAUUUGUUAUAAUUUUCUUAUUUUACGGAGCAGUGUUAAAAAGCUUUACCGGUACUUAAAUUAAUCAAGCAUUGUGUAUCAAAUGAAAUAAAAUGGUAAUUUGGGAUAAUAAUGA
Messenger RNA from Strongylocentrotus purpuratus (purple sea urchin), 31449 nucleotides. RefSeq lists its product as uncharacterized. Bases 570 to 29972 code for a protein of 9800 amino acids. Gene Ontology annotation, biological process: protein dephosphorylation. Lineage: Eukaryota; Metazoa; Echinodermata; Echinoidea; Camarodonta; Strongylocentrotidae. The record is from RefSeq and is a predicted model, not a curated record. The transcript has 139 exons. Gene Ontology annotation, molecular function: protein binding; protein tyrosine phosphatase activity.